AUUCCCUCCUAAUCCUACAACCUCGACUCGACAAUGAACUCUCUUCGUCUUCUCUCCAGGAAUGUGCAGCGGGUUGCUCGCUCGGGUACACAAGCCCGCUAUUUCCGGAGCUCAUCACUGCUCUUGACAGGCAAGGCCCAUGAUGCCACGGACGAGACAUUCAGCAAACUGCUUAGCGCAAAGGAACCCGUUCUUGUCGAUUUCCACGCAGAUUGGUGUAGACCCUGCCACAUGCUCGACCCCAUCAUUCGCGAGGCAGUGCAAAACUCGGGAGCCGUCACCUUGAUCCGCGUCAAUGUUGAUGAAUGCCCCACUGUCUCUUCUAAAUACCAGAUUGCCAGUAUCCCCUGCGUUAUGGCUUUCAAGGAUGGCGAGGCAGUCGACCGGUUUGUCGGCGCACUUCCCAAGGGAGCUGUCAAGGACUUUGUGGAGAAGCAUGCCAGCCGUGCUUAACGUGUUAAUGACAGUUGUACAGCAACAACACUCAGAGGGCAACAUGGAGGGCUGUCGAAAGGAGCGUGCAAUAAAACACCUUUUUAUAUAUUUAUGAG
This is a messenger RNA of Gamsiella multidivaricata, 551 nucleotides long. RefSeq names its product thioredoxin-like protein. Bases 34 to 453 code for a protein of 139 amino acids. The transcript has 4 exons. The record is from RefSeq and is a predicted model, not a curated record. Gene Ontology annotation, cellular component: cytoplasm. Lineage: Eukaryota; Fungi; Mortierellomycota; Mortierellomycetes; Mortierellales; Mortierellaceae. Gene Ontology annotation, molecular function: oxidoreductase activity, acting on a sulfur group of donors, disulfide as acceptor; protein-disulfide reductase activity.